Anopheles coustani is the source of this 4553-nucleotide messenger RNA. RefSeq names its product mucin-5AC. Bases 407 to 2548 code for a protein of 713 amino acids. The record is from RefSeq and is a predicted model, not a curated record. Gene Ontology annotation, cellular component: nucleus. Lineage: Eukaryota; Metazoa; Arthropoda; Insecta; Diptera; Culicidae. The transcript is spliced from 6 exons.
UUGGAGCACUUGUGUAAAAUUUCCUAUAGCCCCAGGAGCAAAAAAACCACAAAAUAUGUGAUAAUAUCGAGCUAGCAAAUUGUGCUAGCGGACUGGAGCAAUAGCAAUAGGUAGUGAAUCGAAGCCUGCUGAAGUUGUAGUCGGCAAAUAAAGCUUUACUUCUAGAGCCAAUGUUUUGCUGUAUCAUAUAAAAUAGACAUCUUGCCAUCCUCGUACAUUUCUGCCCCGAAAGCAUACCAUAAGCACCCUCCGUGUGUAUGGGUGCUCUCGGUGGAAAUAUGUGAACUUCGACGAAUACGUAAAAGUGGCGAUUUACAUGGACACACAUAGGAAAAACAGUAUCUUCGUAAAGUCUCCAUCUUGGGCUUAAACUAGAAUUGCACAGUGCAACCUGCAUCCCCUCUACAUGCAUAUAAACAUGGCUCUGCUACAGAAUAUAUGCAAGUUUAAUGGUUGUGCUCUAGAAUUCCAAAGCCUGGAUGCAUUAAUACAUCACAUAGAAGACACACACAUAAUAGACUAUAUACCACUCCUAGAACGGGCACAGCCAGCAUGUCUUCCGCUCAGCUGCAUUCUGCCUUACAAUCCGCAGUAUGACAGUGUUGCACCAGCAGCCAGCGGUGCAUCCGGUGCCGUUAACGGUGCUGAUACGUUGCACCGGUGCAAAACCGGCGUUGCGGCGGUUUGGGGGUCAGCAGCGCAUGGGGUGACGAUGACAGUGUCCGGUGGAAAUGCCAACAAUCAACCCACUGAUGCAGCUGCAAACUCUACCGCAACGAGCGGCGCCGUCAAUGGUGUCAACCACAGUGGUGCAGCCACGAACGGAACCGCGGAACAGAACGGCCUGGGCGGCAAUGGUGGUACGCUGUCCGAGGUAUCCAAAAAUUCCCUCAAUCAACCGACAGGCACAGCAGAUCUCAAGCGCAAAAUCGCCAUUAAACAUCACAGCUACAGCAUCUCGUCGUCCAACCGGAGCACAACACCAACAGGUAGUGAAUUGGAUGACGAUGAUAUGAUGGUCUCCGAAUCGGAAGACAGUAAUGACUCGUGGACGACGGAGGAGUUCAGCUCGGAGUUUAUAAUGCGCUAUGGUAGCAGACGACACUCGGCGUCCGGCACCGGAAACGGCUCUAAUUCAUCCAAUGAGAAACCGUUCGCGUGCCCGGUACCUGGCUGUAAGAAGCGGUACAAGAACGUGAAUGGUAUCAAGUACCAUUCCAAAAAUGGGCAUAAAAAGGACGGAAACCGGGUUCGCAAAGGUUUCAAGUGCUUCUGCGGAAAGAGCUACAAAACUAAUCAACGUCUCAAGAUCCACAACAUGCUGUCGCAUGGUCCCGGCUGGACAAAUGCUGCCACCGCUGGUAACAACGUUUCAGGUAACGUUUCCACCAGCUCAGGCUCGAUCGCUGCAGUGCAGCAGUCCAAUGGGUCGGCAGUAACAACCGGACCAAGUGCAUCGGCAUCCGAGACCGAUGGUUCGGUGGCUGCAUUCGAGACAAUUCCAUUGCCCCUGCCGGUAGCGGCAGUUUCGAGUCAAUCGCGUGCCAGUAUUUCCAGCAUUAGCUCCGGCUCGACCCAGAGCACUAACACCGUAAGCAUCCCAACAUCCAGCUGGGAAGGUUCUUACACCCUUGACUUCACUUCCACCGAAACAUCCGGUAUUGGAACAAGUCCAUCCAUCGAGCAGGACCAACUCCAGGAACAGUCGACCCUGAGCAGUAGUACUUCCGGCAUCAGCACCCUGAACUCCAGCCCCAUCACCAACGGGAGUACGAUGCGUACUAUCAGCAGCACUUUCCCAAGCGGCACCCGAAGCUUUCUCCAUCUUUCCAGCAGCGUACCGAACACAUCUAGUCAGAACGCGUCACAACGGACGAUCACACCACCACCGCCUCCGACACCCGCCACACCGACCCUGGCCACGCUGACGCCUGCCGCGCAAUCCGGUUUCACCAACGCCACGAAGCGAACGGCAACGACCACGGCAGCAGCGACGCUGAUGAUUUCGCCGAUACCAACGGGCCACGGUGUGACCUCGGGUGGAUGCUUCGCGUCCUCCACGCCCAUCUCGUCACCGGUGAGCAUCAAGUACGACAGUUUGGGCAUACUAACACCGGCCACCUCGCCCAAGCUGCUCGCCACCAACAUCAGCCCCGAGAAUGGGCAGCAGCUGCUGGCCGCCGCUGGCGGUGCAUCCACACCCGCCGCCGUGCAAGCCUCGCCCCUUCCACCUGCUUCGACCACCACCGUCGUGAUGCCAGCCUUAAAUGUUAGCGUAGGUGGAAACGCGACGGGCGGUGGUGGUACGUCGGCAUCGACAACGGUCGUCAGUGUCGCCUCCGCUUCCGCCAUCGCCACCACCCCCACCAGCGGCGUCGCGCAGAACGGGGAGCCAGUUGGGAUUGCCCUGGUCGUCUCCUCCAUCGGAGGCUGCGGUGAGAUGAACAACACCAACUCCACCGUCACCACUACCAGUACCAGUAAUAACAAUGCGGUUGUGCUAUCGGCGUCAACCGCAACUAGUCAGCUGUAUGCCGAAGAGACGUAACCGAUACUUAAGAAUUUAUUGCUGCGAAAGUAUUGACUGGCUCGCGGGAGAAAGAGCGAGCAGAAGGGUGUGCGUGGGCGUGGGGAGUGGAGGGUACCUGUGUCUACUAGUAGUUUAUAGGCUUUCACCAUGAAUAACCACUUGCGAAUAACUUCGGCCCCCAUAUGCACACAUGCAACUCCAAAUCGGCAAUCGCUCACUCGUGUUGGCGCAUCCUGGUAGUGACAGACAAGUGUUUUUUCGUUUUAAAUUUUAUCAUUUUGUUACUUUCGUUCAAAGUUUAAUUAAUCUUACUUCUUAAUCAGAACUUCUCUGUUGCACGGAGGCACUCACUGUAUAUAUAUAUUUGGCGUAAACAAUAGUUUACGUUUUGCGAGCGAGUCGGUGCAAAGUGUCUGGUGUUCAUACAUCCCUGUACCUUUAAAAAAGGGUACAAUGGUAUAUGGCCUAAUGUACUCCCGAAAAUCGCAAAGCGACACGUAGCACAACGAUGUAACGAUCAGGAAUGUUUGGGAAAUGAAAAGGAACCUAUCAUCCUCCCAUCACCAACCCUCCCUGCUCUAUCGCUACUUCCAUGCCACCGGCAGACCAGGCUAGAAUAGAAUCUGUGAGAAGGCGAUACAGAUACACAAACUCAUAAAUCAACUUCCAUCAUCCUCAUCAGCAGUUUACGUUCGCAAAGAAAGUAGGAUUCUCAUUUUAUUUUAUUUUUUUGGACAAUCUUCAGUACUAAUCGUUUUGUUUUUGUUGGUUCCUCACACGGUAAUCUUAUUGCCGGCAAGCUAUUUGAACAACCGGUGAGCUAGUUAGAUUUAGUAUAUCCUUAUUUCAUGCAAGUCUUGAUCGUAUUAGAUUGCCAUGGCCCGUUGCUUCGCCGGUGAUCGGCAUAGGUCCCUGCUUUUGUUUUCUUCUCUUUUCUUGCUUUAAUUCUUAUCUCUACAAUAAGCCGAGGGCGUGGCAAAUAGGCGUGAUUUCGCGUAAGGAUCUAGGUUAAGUUUUCGUCAUUUUCGCUUCCGCCUAAGCCUUACACGAUUAGUUGUUAGUUUUAUUUAUUUUUAAUAUCCAAAAACAAUCGUACCUCAGCAUUUCCUGGGGUUAGAUUUUGUUUGCUCUUGUCCCACGAUUAGUUCCUGUUUUCGCGCAGUAGUUUGCCCCAAUCAUACAAAUGUCUAUUGCGCGUAGAAGUUUGCGUUUAGUUUUGUUCUUUAGUAUUUUGUACCGUACACGCAGGGGGGAUGAAGGUGGAAACGUAGGGCAAAGAUGUAGAUAUGCGAAAACGAUUUACGAACGGAUCUCAUAAGAAUUAUUUUAUUUUACUUUACUUUUCAUUUUAGUACCGCGUGACAAAUAGCACGAUUUAAGCAUUAUAACUAUCGAUACCAAACCUCAACUCUAGAAUGUAAAGAGGACGCCAAGAAAGCGAAAAGCGAGUUUAAUCUUUUUGUUGAUUUAAAGGAUUAAAGAUGGGCUCAUGAAGCGAACCCGAAAGUUACUGGUCCAAUAUUAAUAUUAAAGUAUGCGAUCAAACCGUAUCCCCAGCAACAGAUACACGCAAAAGUAAGGAAAAAGAAACAAAAAAUGAACUGUCCGCAUAGCCCCGUUUCUCGUACUCUCUGCUCUGUGAGUCGGUCGGAAGAUGUGCUCGAAGAAAUUAAAUUAAAAAGCAAAUGUAAUUUAUCAAAAGCUUGGGGAUAGCGAAUACUGUGAGGUUAGUCAGCUAUGUUUGCUGAUUGAGAUCGCUCGCAACGUUGUGUGUACUCGAAACGGCACCAGCAGGCCAUCGCUUUUCAAAUUGGUUGCCUGUCACUCCAGGCGUACACAUUUCCUGUGAUUUGUCUUUCUUUAAUCACCUGGGUUUUCUUUGCUUUGCAUAUAUAAAUUUAAACGUACGUGCUAUGAACCGGAUCUUAUAGGCUCUGCGUGGAGAAAAUAUUUAGCGGUAGUAAGUUAAACAUAUAAGUCAUAUGCGAACUUUCUGUUGUUUAAGUGGAGAACUUUCGAAGUG